This is a messenger RNA of Nematolebias whitei (Rio pearlfish), 1561 nucleotides long. RefSeq names its product gap junction protein alpha 10 a (gene gja10a). Gene Ontology annotation, biological process: cell communication. The coding region runs from base 98 to 1561 and encodes 487 amino acids. Gene Ontology annotation, cellular component: connexin complex. The record is from RefSeq and is a predicted model, not a curated record. The transcript has 3 exons. Lineage: Eukaryota; Metazoa; Chordata; Actinopteri; Cyprinodontiformes; Rivulidae.
CAUCAACAUGACGGCGUGCACGCUGAGGCCCAGAGGGACGGCCAACCUGUGACAUAUAAGUUCAAGUAUGUGGCAGUGAAGUGGUGAAAGGCUGACCAUGGGGGACUGGAACCUGCUGGGCAGCAUCCUAGAAGAGGUCCACAUCCAUUCCACCAUCGUGGGGAAGAUCUGGCUCACCAUCCUCUUCAUCUUCCGCAUGCUGAUCCUGGGAGCAGCUGCAGAGGACGUCUGGGAUGACGAGCAGUCAGAGUUUGUCUGCAACACCGACCAGCCGGGUUGCAAGACCGUCUGCUACGACCGAGCCUUCCCCAUCUCGCUCAUUCGCUUCUGGGUGCUGCAGGUCAUCUUCGUGUCUGCACCCUCGCUGGUCUACAUGGGCCACGCGCUCUACUGCAUCCGAACGCUGGAGAAGGAGCGUCACCGGCGGCGGAUCCAGCUGAAGGAGGAGCUAGACGAUUCAGAGCAGGCGUUGGAGGAGCAUAAACGCGUGGAGAGAGAGCUGAGGAGACUGGAGGAGCAGAAGAAAGUGAAGAAAGCUCCUCUCAGAGGCUCCCUGCUGAGAACGUACAUCAUCCAUAUCCUUACUCGCUCUGUGGUGGAGGUCUCCUUCAUCCUGGGCCAGUGCGUCCUGUAUGGAGUCCACCUGGAGCCGCUGUAUAAAUGCGAGAGGCUGCCCUGCCCCAACAGUGUGGACUGCUACAUCUCCAGGCCCACAGAGAAAACCAUCUUCAUGAUCUUCAUGAUCAUCAUCGCCGGGGUGUCACUUUUCCUGAACAUUCUGGAGAUACUCCACCUGGGUGUGCGCAAAAUCAAACAGACUCUGUAUGGAGACAGGUACAUGGAGGACGACAGCUUGAUCUACAGGUCCAAGAAGAAGUCCUCCUUGCCGCAGCUCUGUGUGAUGAGCAACGUUUCCCCUCACAACGGACCUUUGACUCAGACCUUCAAAGUGAUUCAGGAGGCGGACAUGAAACCUCCUUACUACAGUGGUGGGCUUAAAGUCGGCCACGAGCCAGUGAGGCACAACAGCUUGGCUCAUCUGGGCCAGACCGGGUACAUCUGCCCACAAGCAAGGAUACCAUUCAGGUCUGAGGACAGCUGUGUGACCCAAAUCUUCCGAACCAGAGAGAAUCCAGAGGUCCACACAGUCAUGAUGGACCACCAUCCAGGCUGGAGUUCUGCCAUGUCCACUGUAGAGGAGGACAUAGCAAGCCAAGGAGAACCCCACGAGGAGCAUUCCCAGCCAGGGCAUUUGGACACACUGUUGCCUGGCAGCACCUUAAGACCCGGAGCAAUCAGGGACCCCCUUAAAGACAACAGACGAGAGUCCACAAUCAGCCAGUUCCAAAACCCCAACCCCAGGAGGACCAGUUUCAUGACCAGGCCUCCAUCCGAGAGCUUGUCAUCCAUGACUGGCUCCACCAGCCCCUCCUUACACAGCUCAGAGGAGUCAGAUGAGCUCUGCUCACUGCAGGGAGACAUGCCCAUGAUGCCGCCCGCCGGAGGCCGAAGGAUGUCCAUGAGCAUGUUCCUGGAUAUCUCCUCCAUCAUGAAGAAGUGA